AUGGAUGACGAUGACAAAGAGCAGGUAGUCUCACCAUUGUCCAUCAUGAUUGAAUGUAGAGCAAUGCAAACCAGAGUGACUCUCUUCCUAGCUAAUGAGGAAUGGGAUGUGACUCACAUCCUUGAUCUCAAGAUUGAGGGUCCAAUCAAACAUGCAUGCCUCCCCAUUAAGGUUGAGAGCCCUACAUUGGGUCAGAGCAACACCCCAGCCUUCGAAACAAGCAACUCCAAUCACCAUCUGAUUGGCCAUGAAGCUACACUGUGUCCUACCCCUGAACUCAGUGCAAUCACAAAUCACCAUCUAAAGGUGUUUUCUGGUCUAAAUGAUAAGAUGAAAUGGGAGGAACAGGACCUACUGGACCCCAGCUUCUCAAACAAGUUGCAUUCCAAGUACUUUGCAGAGCAUGGCAAUCAACCGAUGCCAAUUGCUGUAGAUCUGUUCAAGUGGGCAAUGAAUAAGUGUAUGGUACACUCCACUGCCAAGGAGUAUGAGCUCCUCACAGCCACCUAUGACUUGCAUUGGGACCAAGUUGGAAGCAGAGCAUACAACUUCCUUACUAAAUGGGAAGCUCAUGUAUCCAAAUUGCAUGCCUACUUGAAGGUCCCCUGGACACUGGAUCACUGUUACUGGACACUCAAGCACACACUACCUUCAGACAGAAAUGCACUAUUCAACUCAGUGUUUGUCUUGCACAAGAGACUUCAUGGGAAGGAGCAAACAGCCAAAAGUGUAGCUAACAUACUUCACGAAUGUUAUGAACUUGUGGCCAAAAGUGCCCCUGUACACCUUCCUCCCAUGUCUGAAGCAUUGGAACUGAUUGCAUUGCACACUGCCAUGCUCAUCAAUUGUUGGGCCUGUGGUGAACUUGGCCACACUGCCAAUUGUUGCCCAGACAAUGCUGCUCACACCAAGUGGGAACAAGGAAAGAUUAAGGUGUCCCCCAAGGGUCAUGCCAAUGCAUGUGUCAUACUACCUCUUGAAGACACCCAGGAGGACUAG
This is a messenger RNA of Ustilago hordei, 999 nucleotides long. RefSeq lists its product as uncharacterized. Lineage: Eukaryota; Fungi; Basidiomycota; Ustilaginomycetes; Ustilaginales; Ustilaginaceae. The coding region runs from base 1 to 999 and encodes 332 amino acids. Gene Ontology annotation, molecular function: zinc ion binding; nucleic acid binding. The transcript is spliced from 3 exons. The record is from RefSeq and is a predicted model, not a curated record.